This is a messenger RNA of Glycine soja, 1370 nucleotides long. RefSeq names its product NDR1/HIN1-like protein 13. Gene Ontology annotation, cellular component: plasma membrane. NCBI's taxonomy places the organism in Eukaryota, Viridiplantae, Streptophyta, Magnoliopsida, Fabales, Fabaceae. The record is from RefSeq and is a predicted model, not a curated record. The transcript has 2 exons. Bases 345 to 1109 code for a protein of 254 amino acids.
UUAAGCGUGAGGAGCAUUUUAUAAGCGCCCAAUGUAGAAUGUAGAGAGAGCUGGAUACAGCUAAAUGCUGUGGUUAGAACGUUGCCAUCUUUCUUUCCUCUUCCUACCCCACCUUCUCCAAAUUCUAAUCACUGUUUAAACCAUGUUUAUCCCAAAACCACCUCCCUAAUAACCCCUUAAUUUCUCUCUCACACACAGUUUCCCACAUCUCUCAUACACUUCCUGCUUCUCUCUCUCUCUCGUCCUUUUUCCUCAUUCUCUUCUUCACAAAACAUCACUCUUUUUUCAUUUCACCGACAACACAACAACGUGAGUUAAACAAAAAACAGUAACUCCACGCAGCCAUGACAGACAGGGUGUACCCAUCCGCCAAGCCCGCCGUGGUUAACGGCGGCGCCGCCAACCCAUCUUUCCCGGCGACGAAGGCUCAACUUUACGGCGCCACCCGCCCCACCUACCGCCCUCAACCCCACCACCGGCGCCGGAGCCGGCGACGGUGCUGCUGCACCUUCUUCUUCUGGCUGAUCCUCACCGUGCUGAUCCUCCUCCUCCUGAUCGGCGUCGCCGGCACGGUGUUCUACCUCCUCUACCGCCCGCACCACCCCACCUUCACCGUCACGUCGCUGAAACUCUCCUACCUGAACCUCACCUCCUCCUCCAACACCCUGAACUCCCGCUUUGACAUCACCGUCUCCGCCACGAACCCCAACAAGAAGAUCCUCUUCGCCUACGACCCCACCUCCAUCACCAUCCUCUCCGGCGACAUCGACGUCGGCGACGGAACCGUCCCCGGCUUCCAGCACCCGAAGAAGAACACCACGCUCAUCAAAGCCUCCAUCCUCAGCUCCGGCCACGCGCUCCAAAGCGACGAAGCUUCACGUUUGAAGUCCAGCAUGAAGAGCAAGAACGGGUUGCCACUCAAAGUGAAUUUGGAAACCAAAGUGAAGGCCAAGAUGGGAAAUUUGAAAACCCCAAAAGUGGGAAUCAGAGUCUCCUGCGACGGAAUCAGAGUCACUCUUCCCUCCGGCAAGAAACCGGCAACGGCGUCCACUUCCAACGGUAAGUGCGACGUCGAUGUUCGGUUCAAGAUCUGGAAGUGGACCAUUUGAUCCACGUAAUAAUGUACACCAUACAACACAGAGGGCUGCCGGGGCUUCAGUCGGUGACAGUUGUUAGCAUGUUGAAUGCAUACUAGUCUAUUUUUUUGCUAGAUAUAUUUGUAUUUUUCUAUUACUACUUUGUCUCUGCGUUUAUUCUUUUGCAUUCCAUCACAGCAUUAUUUUAAUCUGUUAAUGUUAAAAAGUCAGGCACCGGUUGUAAUUUUUAUUUAUUUUAGGGUAGGGGAAUGUAAAAUAUUUGUUGGUUGAUCC